AUGGCUGAGCAUUUCCAUUUCAAGACACUCCAUCGCCAUUUGCCAUCAAACAUGAUCCUCAAGGCUCAACUUGUUCCGAAUCUGGAUGCCUGUUUUCGAAGCUGCGCAUUUCCAUUUUCGCUCAGUCAGCUCCAAGUGCUAGAAUCUGUUCAACCUGAACGCAUUCACACUAACUUCGGGGUUCAACAAGUACCGGUUCCCGGUACUUUCUUAUUCAAUGCGGUCACUCGCAUUGAUAGAAUGACCAAUUGCGGCGAUAAUUUUAAAGUACUCUAUUCCAUCGAUUCCGGGGACAGCGAUGGUAGGUGUUGUUACGAUUGCUCCUUCAAGGCUAGACUCGUGCCUCCAUCGGCCAACAUGCACAAUUCUCAGUUUCACACUUCCAGCAUACCUGCUCCAUAUUGGCCGGGCUUGCCCGAUCAGCGCCGAAGUGUGGCUCGCGUAGCAUCAGCCCGGCCAUGCGGCGCUCGGGCCCAAGCCACAUUAAGCGAAACCCUCUUCAACCCUCUUGUUUGCGCUGAUUGGCCCACUCGAAGCGCAUAG
Protopolystoma xenopodis is the source of this 543-nucleotide messenger RNA. The record is from the annotation of a GenBank genome assembly. NCBI's taxonomy places the organism in Eukaryota, Metazoa, Platyhelminthes, Monogenea, Polystomatidea, Polystomatidae.